UGUAUUAAAAAGUUAGAAAAUGCAGACGAUGGAGGUUAUAUGGUUUAGGGAGGUUAAUUAUGCAUGAUAUUCUAUCAUACCUACUGAAAUAUGCGGAAUCGAAGUAAUUCUGGAGUUCGUCUUGAUUAUUACCAGCGUCUUGUCAAUAAAACGAUUCUAAAACAUCAGAAUCCAGUUACUGGACUUUUUCCAGCCAGUGAUACAAACACUCAUGCUUGGGUCAGAGACAAUGUUUAUUCCAUUAUGGCAGUAUGGGGUUUGGCUCUGGCUUACAGGAAAACUGCAGAUUUGGAUGAAGACAGGGCCAAAUCAUUUGAAUUAGAACAGUCAGUAGUAAAGUUGAUGAGAGGUCUGUUAAGAUGUAUGAUGAUGCAAGUCAACAAGCUUGAGAAAUUUAAAUACAGCCAGAACAAAACUGAUGCUCUUCAUGCCAAGUACUGUAGUUUGACUGGUAAAACUGUUGUAGGAGAUACACAAUGGGGACAUCUUCAGAUCGAUGCUACUUCCUUGUACCUACUGAUGCUGGCACAGAUCACAGCUUCAGGUUUACAAAUUGUGUAUACACUUGAUGAAGUAUCUUUCGUACAGAACCUUGUAUUUUAUAUAGAAUCUGCAUAUAGAACUCCAGAUUAUGGUAUAUGGGAAAGAGGAGAUAAAACCAAUCAUGGAUUUCCAGAAUUGAAUUCCAGUUCAAUAGGAAUGGCUAAGGCUGCCUUAGAAGCUAUUAAUGAAUUAGAUCUGUUUGGUUCCAGAGGAGGACCUCAUUCUGUUGUACAUGUACUACCUGAUGAGGCUCAACAGUGCCAGGCCAUUCUUCACUCAAUGUUACCCAGAGAAUCAAAUUCAAAAGAAAUCGAUGCAGCUUUGCUGUCUAUAAUAAGUUUUCCAGCAUUUGCAGUAGAUGAUACUCGAAUAAUUGAUGAAACUAAGAAUAUGAUUAAAGAAAAAUUACAGGGAAAGUAUGGUUGUGCUAGGUUUCUCAGAGAUGGUCACUGGACGGCAAAAGAGGAUAGAAACCGAUUACACUAUGAACCGUGGGAACUACAAGUGUUUGAACACAUUGAAUGUCAGUGGCCUAUGUUCUUUGCAUACCUUUUACUUGAUGCUGCCUUUUUUAAUAACAAAGAGGAAGUCCAGUUAUAUUCCAAACUGAUGGACACUGUGAUAAUUAAAUCUGAUGAAGGAAUUCCAUUUGUACCAGAAAUGUAUGCAGUGCCAAAUGAAAAGGUUGACUUAGAGAAGAAAAAACCCCAAAGCCAAGAAAGACAUGCCAUUGGCAAACUACCACAAUUAUGGGGAGAAUCUCUUUAUAUACUAGCCAAACUGAUUACAGAGGGUUUCCUGUCACCAGGAGAGCUAGAUCCAUUGAACAGAAGACUUGUGUCUGAACCUAAACCUGAUAUUGUUGUACAAGUCGUAGUACUAGCAGAAGAUAAUUGGAUGCAGGAUAAGUUAGAGGAGCAUGGGAUAAGUGUUCAGACAGUCUCCCAGGUUAAUCCAAUACACGUCUAUCCUGCAAGAGUCUUAACUCAGAUCUACUCUUUACUAGGUAAAAACAAGAAGUUAGGAUUAACUGGUAGACCUUCUAGUGAAGUUGGUUUGUUAGCUACAAGUAAAUUAUAUGUAAUGAAUGAACAGAUGUUGGCCUUUAUACCACAGUUUGUUGAUGAGACUCAGUUUUAUCUUCCAUGUGACAUUGAUUUGCGUUGUGACGCAUUCAAGACAGAUGUAGAUAUCUUAUCUGUGCACUGGAGAAUGGUCGGAAGACCACUUUUUAUUAUGCCAGUAUCUUCAAAAUUGCUAGAUUCCUGCCAGAACCUGCCAACUGCCUUAGUAGCUACAAUAAAGAAAUUACAAAGUGGUUAUAUAGCUGGAACAAGGGUACACAUGGGGAAACUAAGAGAUUUUUUAACAACCUCUUGUGUAACCAAGCUGAGUUUUUUGCCUGAUGAUUCUCCCCAAGAGAUCCAGCUUAAUCAGAUAAUGAAGGGGUUAGCUGGCGGUACAUCAAGACCAAAAUUAUUAUCUUUUGGUAACAAAAUGAAGAGACGACAUAUUUCAAGGAAAAAUCUAUCUGUGCAUGGCAGUGUUAGAAGGUCAAGAUCAAUUCAGGUAGACCCAGAAAAUAUUCAAGACAGGACAAAGUCGUCACUCCAAGAACGUCUGAAAAAAGUUCAGUUGAGUUCAGCUUCAACAGAUGGCAGCACAAGUCCUGGUGAUCCCUCCUCGCCACAUGAUGACCGUGAAGACAACUUGUUACAUCAUUUAAAGGGAGGACUACAUCCCAUGUCACAAGAAUGUGAUAGAGCACCAAGUCCUGUAGGUUCUCCGAUCAUAACACGUCAUAAGUUUGGCUUUACAAGUGAAAGUGAAAGUGUAGACCAAAGGGAGUUAAUAGAACAAUUGAAUCAGACUGAGGUGUUACAUGAACAAGCUGAUAUUAUACAUUAUCUUGUUAUGAAGAAUGGCCCUAAUUGGAAAUUAGAAGUUGGAGGUAAACAAUGUACACUUAAAGAAUUACUUGUAGAAUUGUAUGAGAAGGCUGGACACUGGAAGCAAUGGUGGUUAGUUAGACAUACAGCUGGAAUGUUAAAGAAACGAGUAGAAGAACUGGCAUUAUCUGCUACAGAUUUGUUAGUUAGACAGAAACAGCUGUCAGUAGGUUUACCAUCAGUCAAUGAAAAAGUUAUUACAGCACCACUGCCCCCAGAUGAGCUAGCAGCUAUUAUAUUUGAGGUUUAUGGAGAAGAUUUGAGUACAGCGUCCCUGACUCAGGAGUUGUUGAUAUAUCUAGCUAUGUUUAUAAGAACAGAACCAAAGUUAUUUAAAGAAAUGUUGAGAUUGAGGGUUGGUCUUAUAAUUCAAGUCAUGGCCUCAGAAUUAGCAAGAACUCUCAAAUGUUCAGGAGAUGAAGCUUCAGACCAUCUACUUAAUUUGAGUCCAUUUGAGAUGAAAACAUUACUCCAUCAUAUUCUAAGUGGAAAGGAAUUUAUAAUCAGUGCAGAAAAUGAUGAAUGGAUGCAUUCUGAACAUGAUGAUGAAAGUUGUUUACGUGUAAAAUCAAAGAAAAAGCAAGAUGAGGCUAACCAAUUUGCCAGACUCAGUAAAUCACCACAAAAGAAGAUGUUAGAUUAUGCUUUGAAUCAGCCUGAGACUGAAGAGGAAGAUAUAACAACAGAUAGACAAGGACAAUGGUUAAGGAGGAGACGGUUAGAUGGGGCAUUAAACAGGGUACCAGAAGGAUUUUAUCCUAGAGUCUGGAAAGUUUUAUCUAUGUGUUCAGGAUUGUCAAUAGAAGGAAAGUUUUUACCUAACAGUUUAACAAGAGAGAUGACUCCAGGAGAGUUUAAAUUUGCCUUGAGGGUUGAGACAGUACUGAACACUAUACCACAGCCAGAGUAUAGACAGCUAAUGGUGGAAGCUCUCAUAGUUCUCACAAUGGUUUCAGAGAAUGAGUGGACUGUUAAAAUGGAUGAAAUACAUGUAGAUAAAUUAGUUCAUGAAGCUAAUGCAUUGUUUAUUAAAGAUCAGGAUAUACCACUGGAGAGUGUGAAACAGUGUGAAGGAUCAACAGGAAUAUGUUUACAUUUUUAUGACAGUGCUCCUAGUGGUAGAUUUGGAACAAUGUCCUAUUUGUGCCGAGCCUUGGCCAACAUUCUAGACAUACCCUCAGAUCAUGAAGGAAAUGUGGAAUGUAAUCUCAGUUGAAGUUGAAAACCAUAAAACAAGUUCAGUCAUAACCAAAGAUCUGAAACAAUCCCAUCUUUUUCAGCAUUAUGUUUUUUCCUGGAUUCAUGACAUAUAGCUAUUUUUAAUAUUUUAUUGUAUUGGGAUCUAAAUAAACCAUUUUGUGUUUUCUUAAUGGUUGAUAUUUUGUAUUUAUUUUAUUGUGUAUAUAACAAAGAUGAAUAACUUGCAUAUACAUGUAUCUGUGGUGGAUAUCAGUAUUGCUGUAUAACUUGUGCUUCUGCUUGUGCAAUUUUUCAAUGAAUACUGUGGAUUCAUUUAUUUUUUGUGGAUUUAGGAAAACCUGCAUUUUUCUUGGAUAUUUGAUUUCAAGGUUUGCCCAAGUCUUUAUGCAAGCCUAUAGAAAAUUUGUAAUUCGUUGAAAAUUUUAAUUUGUGGUUCACCUGAACCCAAAAAAUCUACGAACAUUGAUAUAUCACAAAUGAUAAAAUCAACAGGAUUGCAAAAUAUGAUGAAAGUGGAUGGAAUAUUUUUUUCUUCAUAGAAAAGAUGGUGCUUUUACUCUAUGUAGGUGUAGUGCAAGAUAACUAACUAUUAUUCUUGUUCUGAUUCAAUAUUUUUGGUAUUGCUGAUGAAAAUGACUCCAGUAGUCAUUAGCACUAAUGACUGCAUUGAAACUUAGACUUACAUCUGGUUAUUUAUUUCAAAUAUUUUAAAGUUUUUAAGUCUUUUUCGUGAAUGUAAGGAAAGUCAAAUACAUUUUGCAUUGAGAUAAAGAAUGAACCUUGAUGGAGUGUUUUAGAAAUGACAUAUUUUCAAGUUACCAAAGCUGAAAAAAAUUACAUUUAUCAUUGUGUCUUAUUUAAAUUUUCUCUUUCUGGAAAGUUUAAAGUUGAUAUUUAAUGUUAUUUGCUGUGUGGUUUCUACACGAUUGUUGAAUCACUAUGUAUUCUUAUAAUCAUGUUACAGAUGUCUUAAUUAAAACAUUUUAAUGAUUAA
Molecule: messenger RNA, 4686 nt
Organism: Mytilus californianus (California mussel)
Lineage: Eukaryota; Metazoa; Mollusca; Bivalvia; Mytilida; Mytilidae
Product: probable phosphorylase b kinase regulatory subunit alpha
Exons: 35
Coding region: 91-3708 (1205 amino acids)
Biological process (GO): glycogen metabolic process
Cellular component (GO): phosphorylase kinase complex
Molecular function (GO): calmodulin binding
Source: RefSeq, a predicted model, not a curated record